ACUGAGAUGUGCUUCCUUCGCGAACCAGCUCUCCUCCUCCUCCUCCUCGUUUAUCUUUGUGAUGGGAAGUCUGUCCUCAAGGCUGACGACGAGGACCACAGAGACUCCAAAUUCCUGAACCUGUUCACUCGUAUCACCUUUGCAAAUACGAACUGCACGGGUGAGAAUGGAGACGAGGGGACAUGUUAUACUGCUAAAGAAUGCAGACUGAAGGGUGGAACCAUCUCUACAAAGCCUUGUGCACAAGGAUUUGGAGUGUGCUGCAUUUUCUUUAAGACAUGCCAGGGGUCAACAAGUGAGCAAGUCGCAUACUUCCAGAAUCCCAAAUACCCUGAACCAGAAACAGCAAGGAACAAGGCUUGCAUGUUCCAAUUAACUGUCCCUCAUAAGGACUUCUGCCAAGUCAGGCUGGACUUCGACAAUUUUGAACUAGCCGAACCAAACAUGCCAGAUGGUACAAAAUCAGCCAAAUGUAGAGACGAUGACAGCUUUGUAAUAGAAGGGGGUCAUGAGAUCAAUCCUCUCAAUUUGGACCACGUUGAACUAUGUGGGAAUAACACAGGCCAACAUUUAUAUGUUCACCUGAACACAAGUGCAGUCCCCAUCACCUUUACUCUUUUUGUACAAGCUGACACAACACCUUAUAAAUGGAAGAUCAAAACUACCAUGAUUGACUGCACCAAGGAAUCUCGUCUCAAAGAUCUUCUCGUCUGUUACUCUGGCCAAUUCAUCCUGAACUUCAAGUCAAAUGAUGAGGAUAAUGGUGACGGCCAAGGCUUCCAGCUAAAAUACAUACAGCAGCCAACGUGUGAUCCAAGUUGUUAA
This is a messenger RNA of Darwinula stevensoni, 825 nucleotides long. NCBI's taxonomy places the organism in Eukaryota, Metazoa, Arthropoda, Ostracoda, Podocopida, Darwinulidae. The record is from the annotation of a GenBank genome assembly.